AAAGAAGGUGGAGCUGGUGGUGGUUUUGGCUCCCCCAUGGAGAUCUUUGAUAUGUUUUUUGGAGGAGGAGGAAGAAUGCAGAGAGAAAGGAGAGGUAAAAAUGUUGUGCAUCAGCUCUCAGUAACCUUAGAAGAUUUAUAUAAUGGUGCAACAAGAAAACUAGCUCUGCAAAAGAAUGUGAUUUGCGAUAAAUGUGAAGGCCGAGGUGGUAAGAAAGGAGCAGUUGAGUGUUGUCCCAAUUGCCGAGGUACUGGAAUGCAAAUAAGAAUUCAUCAAAUAGGACCUGGAAUGGUUCAGCAAAUUCAGUCUGUGUGCAUGGAGUGCCAGGGCCAUGGGGAACGGAUCAGUCCUAAAGAUAGAUGUAAAAGCUGCAAUGGAAGGAAGAUAGUUCGAGAGAAGAAGAUUCUAGAAGUUCAUAUUGACAAAGGCAUGAAAGAUGGCCAGAAGAUAACAUUCCAUGGUGAAGGAGACCAAGAACCAGGACUGGAACCAGGAGAUAUUAUCAUUGUUUUAGAUCAGAAGGACCAUGCUGUGUUUACUCGGCGAGGAGAAGACCUUUUCAUGUGUAUGGACAUACAGCUGGUUGAAGCACUGUGCGGUUUCCAAAAGCCAAUAUCUACUCUGGACAACCGAACCAUUGUCAUCACCUCUCAUCCAGGUCAAAUUGUCAAGCAUGGAGAUAUCAAGUGUGUGCUAAAUGAAGGCAUGCCAAUUUAUCGUAGGCCAUAUGAGAAGGGUCGCCUCAUCAUCGAAUUUAAGGUAAACUUUCCUGAGAAUGGCCAGGAGACAGGAGACAGAGGCCAAUAUUCUUGA
Molecule: messenger RNA, 813 nt
Organism: Lutra lutra (Eurasian river otter)
Lineage: Eukaryota; Metazoa; Chordata; Mammalia; Carnivora; Mustelidae
Product: dnaJ homolog subfamily A member 1-like
Exons: 1
Coding region: 37-813 (258 amino acids)
Biological process (GO): protein refolding
Cellular component (GO): cytosol; cytoplasm
Molecular function (GO): Hsp70 protein binding
Source: RefSeq, a predicted model, not a curated record